Messenger RNA from Eimeria acervulina, 6519 nucleotides. Its product is annotated as ARID/BRIGHT DNA-binding domain-containing protein, putative. The record is from RefSeq and is a predicted model, not a curated record. NCBI's taxonomy places the organism in Eukaryota, Apicomplexa, Conoidasida, Eucoccidiorida, Eimeriidae. The transcript has 13 exons. Bases 1 to 6519 code for a protein of 2172 amino acids.
AUGUUUCGCCGAUCCCCGCAGCAGCAGCGACAGCAGCAUCAGCAGCAGCACCAGAGCCAGCAGCUGCAGUUACAGCAGCAGCAGCAGCAGCAGAAACGGCAGCUGCGCUGCUGUAGGGAAGCUAAGCAGCAGCAGCAGCAGCAGCAGCAGCAGCAGCAUCACCGGCAGCAGGGAAGGAGAGAGCCGCACAUUCGUCACCCUCGUGUGCAUAGUUCUAGCAGCAGCAGCAGCAACAUCAACAAUACAGAAAGCAGCAGCAAUCUCCCUAACUACCGCACCAUUACCACCAUCACCAGCAACAUCAGCAGCAGCAGCACCAGCAGCAACAACAGCAGCACCAUCAGCAUCAGUAGCAACAACAGCAGCACCAUCAGCAUCAGCAGCAUCAGCAGCAUCAGCAGCAGCAGCAGCAGCAAGAGUUUGUUUGUUAAGCGCUUUUAUGUUCGCUGGAUCCGCCAGUUUGAGGGAGAGAAGAUAUCCCCUGAACUUCGGAAGCAGCUGCAGCCUUCAGCAGCAGAUGCUGCUCGGCGAGCUGCUGGUGCAGCACCUGCUGCUGCAUCAUAUUCUGCUGCUGCUGCUUCUGCUGCAGCUGCUGCUGCUGCGGGAGGCAGCAAUGCCGGCUUCCUGCAGCAGCACGCCGUCGGUCUUUACUCGCACCCAUUGCGGCACCAUCCGCACCAUAUGAUGCCUCAGCCGCAACAGCUGCAGCAGUUGCAGCAGCUGCAGGAACAGCAGCAGCAGCAGCAACAGCAGCAGCCUUGGAAGGGACACGAGCUCGACAGCAGCAGCACCAAAAUCAAAACAGAAAAGAAAAUGUUGCUGCUGCAAAAGCACGCAGCUGUAGACGUCUUCAGACUCAUGAGAAGAAGGGACAGGCUUGCUGCAAAGUACUCCCCCGAGGCGGUGGCUGCGCGCAUGGCGGCUCGAGAGCGUCGGCGGCAUCUUGUGGAGUCGGGACAGCUGGGGCCGGCAACAGGCAAGGAUGUGCGGCGUCUUACUCAGAGUCUAGCAGACCGCCGCUACGUUCCUGGGGAUUUUCCAUUUGCAAUGAACUGCAUUUAUUAUCUUUCUCGGCCUCUCAGGGGUAUCUCCAUAGAACAGCUUUUCGGGUGUAUAUACAACUUUGCAGCAACAGCAGCAGAGCGAGCAGCAGCAGCAACAGCACCUUUGGACCCUAUGGAUUUGCUGCUGCCGCAGCUGCUGCAGCUGCCUGGCGCUCCCUGGGCUGCAGCAAACAAAGGCAGCAGCAGCAGCAGCAGCAAGUUGGGGCCGCUACUCGCGCUUCAUGCGCUCCAGCUAGCCAGCGCUGUUUCUGCUAAUUUGCUGCUGCCUGUUGAGAAUAGACUCAGCCUUGCUGGCUUCACUCGGGCUUCUAUCGGUCCCUUGCUGCUGGCUGCUGCUGCAGCACAGCGCAGCAGUAGCAGCAGCAGCAGCGGCAGCAACAGCGCGAACGCGGCGCUAGAAGCUGCUGUUGCUGCUGCUGAAGAGGCAGAAGACCUCGUAGACAGUGAUGCAGACUGGAUAGAUCAAGAGGACGAGCAAGACCAAGCAAGCGAAGUUGGGGGAGCCUUGACUCGUCAAGGGCGUGUCUUCCGACGGCCUGAGUCUCCAGUGGAGGCUUCACCUCGGCCCUCUUCUCCAGCCAUCAGCAGCAGCAGCAGCAGCAGCAGCACAGGGGGGUUUCCAGAGUGCUGGGGGGGCCCUUUAAAAGAACAGCGGCUAAGAGAGGAAGGAGAGACCUUGAAGACUGCUGCUGCUGCGCUGCUGUCGGCUUUGGAUUGCGUCUCUGUUGCUGCACUGCGUGCAGAGCGUUUGAUUCGCGCUGCAGCAACGCGAGCAGCAGCUGCUGCAGCGAGGGCGUCAGUAGCAGCUGCUUCAGACCCCACCGCAGCUGCAGAAGCAGCAGAUCCCGUUGCCGCAGCUGAGGCAUUCGUCAAGCUCUCAGCAGCAGAGCUGCUGCAGGGCCUUAUCAAUGAAAAGGAAGCAGCACUUCGUGCUGCUACACCAGCAGCAGCAAACGGGUGCCGCACCUCUACAGUUGAGGCCUUGAUGAGCUACAGCAGCAGAUGGAAGCUGCGGCAGCUGCUGCAGCUGCAGGCCUUGCUUGGCCUGCAACCAGCGGACUCCCAGCAGCAGCAGCAGCAACAGCAGCAGCAGCGACAGCAGAAAAGAGGUUCGUUUGCUGACGUAGCAGGUGCUACAGUAGCAGCAGCAACAGCAACAAAACGUCUGCGCACUGAAGAGGAAGAGGCCUUCGCGGAAAGCCGUAGCAGCAGCCCCACGUUUGAAGCAACCUCAACUACUGCUGCAGCAGCAGCAGCCUCAGCAGGGGCAGCACCAAACCCAGACGUGCCGCUUGUAAAUACACCCCGCGCCGUCGCCGCCUCCCUACCCCCUCCAACUCCGACUCAGAACUUUCUUUUUGGUGUCCCUGUAGAGCCCCCUUCUGAUCCGCACCAGCAGCAGCAGCAGCAACAGCAGCAGCAGCAGCAACAGCAGCAGCAGCAGCAACAACACCAGCAGGGUACUCCAUCAGGGGAACCCCGAGUGCAUGCGGGGGCCCGCAAGGCCCAGCAAACAGUGCAGCAGCAAAGACGCAGCAAAAUGCUGAGCCCGCGAAGCGCGCCGCCUCUUAGUGCUGCUGUUGCUGCUGCUGUGCUGCAGCAGCAGCUGCAGGUCCCGCCCUCCUCCGUCGCCGUGCUGCUGCAGGAUGCCACGGAGUUCGUUGUUGUGCACACCCAGCAACAGCAGCAGCAGCAGCAAAAGCAGGUGUCCCCUACUGCUGCUGGUGGGUGGCGGCACACCUCACCGCGGACGAAUGGCAGCUGCAGCACGGACGCAACAGGAGCAGCAGCAGCAGCUGCUGCUGCUGCAGCAGAGGGGGAGAUCGGAGUAUCAGCACAAAGCAUUGCUGAGGCACUGCAGCAGGCCCUGCAAAACCUUUCUCGCCCGCUGCAGCUGCAACUAGUGAACAAAGCAGAAGCUAUAUUUAAAGCUUGCUGCUUGCAUGCAGACAGCAGCAACAGACGUAUGUUCGUGGUGCUGCGGCUGCUGCAGCAUCUGGGGCCCUCGUUUGGUGCUGCUCUCACUCCACUUGUUAACAGACUGGGGGAGCAGAUUGUUGCAGAGGAAGAGGCAGCCGCAGAAGCUGCUGCUGCUGUUGGGCCGUACACCAGCCUGGGGGGAUCGCCAGCAGCAGCAGCUGCUGCUGCUGCAACGCGGAAGCAGCAGCAGCAGCUCCAGCUGCAGCAGAUGCUCUUCCUUGACUUCGCUUCCGAAGCAGAGGCUCUCUCGCCUUUUCUCUCAACAGCAACAAGCGCAGCAAAAGCCUUCUCUGCAAUUGUGUCGCUGCUGCCUCCAUCUCCUUCUGUGUGCCCGGGAGCCACGUGGCUUCCGCGUGGCGGCGACGAUCAGCAGCAGCAACGGCAGCUGCAGCACGGGAAGAGGCAGCAGCAGCAGCACGAGCAGCAGGACCAACCGGAAGAAUCAUGGAUAGGCUUGGCUGCUGCUGCGUCGCUGGCACGCCUGCUGCGGGGGCUGCAGGCAGAGGCGGGGCUCCGCCUUCCCAGGUGUCUCCUCAGUGCUAAAGGUUUCCAGUUCUUGCAGGCGGCAUUCGAAGCUGCUGCUCAGCUGCUGCUUUUCAGACAAUCGGUGUUGAGACCCCACAUGGACGUCUUCUUAUCAGUUGCUGCUGCAGUGCUGCAAGUCGAAGUGGAGUUGCCGCGCCUGAGGUUACCGAGGUCGCUCAUUCGGGCGACGCUUUCGUUCCUGUACUUAACUUGCACGGCCCCCCCGCGCCUGCUGCUCUCUUCUCUAGAAGCGCUAGUAGAGGCCCACGGCACACCAGAAGCAGCAGCAGCAGCAGCAGCUGACGCGGCAGCAACGGGAAGUAACGACCAGCUUGCUGAUGCUUGUGCCGUGGGGAUAUCCAAAGCUGCUGCUGCAGAGGCAGCCGCAAAACUCUUCUUGACACCGUUGCUGAGAUACAUUCGACACAAGAUGAUGGAAGCAGCACGUUUGUCUGCUCAGGAGGAGCUGGCGGAGGUGAUUGGCCCGGCGUGCACUGGCUCUGCUGCUUCAGCAGCUGCAGCUGCAGCAGCAGCAGCAUCUGCUUCCCACGACUUCAGCAACAGCACCAGCAGGUUGCCGGAGUGUGUAGCUGCAGCAGGAUCCUCGAAUGCAGCAGCAGACAUGCAGCCUGCUGCUGCAGCAGAAGCUUGGUUGCAGCGUGGUGCUGCUGUUCGCUUAACCCGGUCUACAACGCCGCGGCUGCCUCCGCAGCAGCAAUUUGCUGCUGCUGCUGGUUCCUCUAUGCUGCUGCCUGCAGAGGAGAAGCAGCAGAUAGCAGCGGAUGCGAUUGCUGCAGCUGCUGCUGCUGGGCUGCGAAGCAGCCGCAGCGCAGCACACGGACAGCAGCAGAGUACAGAUGCUGAGGGCUUAGAGGAGACAGUGAGCCGCUUGCUGCCACGAAGAGACAAUCGAGGGCCUCGUUCUGCUGCUGCUGCUGCACUUGACCCGCUAGUGAACCAGCAGCACCACCUGCAGCAGCAGAAGCAGCAGCAGCACUUUCUGCAGCAGGCACAGCACCAGCAGCCGUUCGCAAACCCCACCCAGCAGCAGCAGCAGCACCCGCAGCAGCAGCAGCAGUUGCUUCCACCGGGAGAUGCGCUGGUGCCAGUGAACGAAGCAGCAGCAGCAGCUGCGGCUUGUGCUCAGCUGGGGGCCCCGAUACAGCAGGGAGAGGAGCAGCAGCAAGACGCACAGAAUGCACAGCAGCAGCUGCUACAGCACCAGUAUCCUCUGAGCCAGCAGCAGAUGACGCCGCCGCAACCAAUGCUGCAGCAGCAGCUACCUUUGGGGGUGUUGCCGCAGCAAGGCAUGGCCCUGCCUCCAGCAGCACUGCAUCCUCAGGAGCAGCAGCAGCACCUGCAGCCGCACCAGCAGCAGCAUCAACGUUCGCAGCAACAGCAGCCACACCUGCAGCCGCAGAUGCAGCAGAUGCAGCAGCAGCAGCAUCCGCAGCAGCAGCAACACAUGCAGCCGCAGCAGAUUCAGCCGCAACGCCAGCAUCCGCAACAUCUGCAGCAGCAGCAGCAGCUGCUGCAGACCUCAGCCGUAGGGGCCCCGUCGUUUCCACAGGUUCCAGUGGAUAUGCAACAGCAGCAGCUGCAGCACAUGCAAAUGCAGCAGCAGCAGUUGCAGCAACAGCACAUGCUGCAGCAGCAGCGCCUUCCGUUUACCGCUCCACCGGUGCAGCAGCAAGUACUGCAGCAGCAGCAGCACCGCCUGGCGCCACCGCAGCAGCAGAUGCUGCCGCAGCAGCACCUCCAGCAGCCGCCAUUUCAGCUGGGGCAAGAAGACAUGCAGCAGGAACAUAUGCAGCAGCAGCACCUGAUGCAACAACACCGCCAGCACCACCACGAGCAGAUAGAGCAGCAGCAGCAGCAGCAGCAAGACAACGAAGCCCCCAGACCCCCACUUGCCUUCGACUACUCGCAGCAGCUCGGAGCAGCUCGGCCCCCUUCCCCAACGCUGGGCGCAGCAGGAACACCGCCCGAGCAUCAGCAUCAGCAGAUGCAGCAGCAGCAGAUGCAGCAGCAACAGCAGCAGUUGCUGUUGCAGCAACAGCAGCAAAUGCAACAACAGCCAUCGGCGUGGCUGCAGCAGCAGCAGUUCCAAGGAGCGAUGCCCCCCCAAGCUGUAGGUUCGUUGCAGCCGCAGCUGCAGCAGCGGCGGGGAAUGGCGCCGCAGCAGCAGCCGCAGCAGCGACAGGUGCGGCAGCAGCAGCAGCCACCGGCUUCUGCGCAUCUGCAGCAGCACCAACGACAGCAGCAGCAUCAUCAGCAACCACAGCAACAGCACCAUCAGCAGCAGCAGCAGCAACAGCAACAGCCUGCAUUGAGGCAGCAACCGAAACAGCUGCAGUCGCCGCAUGCAGCAGCACCUCGCGCAGCAGCAGCAAAAUCAGCAGCCACAGGCAGCAGCUCAACAGACACCCCAAGCAGCACAACAGGAACUCAAGCGCCAUCAGCAACACCAGCCGCAGGAGGUGCAGCAGGAGCAACAGCAGCAGCAUCAGGUGCAGCAGGGCGGAAGGCCCCAUCGGGAGCUGGAGCACCGGGCACACCGUCACCCACAGCAUCAGCAGCGGCUGUUGCAGCAGAUUGGGAUGAACAAGACAGCGACGGCGAAGAGGAAGAAAGCGUUAAUGAAACGACUGCUGUUGCAGUUGGCUGCAUUGGGGCGUUAGCAGCAAACCCUCAGCUGCUGCCUUUGUUGCGGCCUCACCUCCCGCUGCUGACAGAGCUGGCUUGGCUGAGGACGCCUUUUAGCGGCACAUUGUGGGCGGUUGUGGGGGAGCUGCUGCUGCCGGCAAUAGAGCAGCAGCAGCAGCAUCAACAGCAGCAGGAGCAGCAGCGGCAGCAGCCGAGUGUAUCUCCAGCUGCCCUGAAAGCCUUAGCAAACCUUGGGGGCUUCCAAGAGUACUUGAGCGUCCUCAAGGUUGUUACGAAACCUUGA